UAGAUGCAGUUCAAGAUGUCCUGCAGUGGCGCAACGAGCAUUCUUAUCAUGAAAGUGUGCUUUUGAUAUAUAUUUUACUCACCUCCCACACAUUUCUCGGGAAACUGUUCUGUGAUGCUGAGGGAAACACAUUGGGACCACCUGCCUCACGUUCCUCAGUGGCACUCUUGUGUGGUACAGCAGCGUUACUUUCGUGUUAGUAAAAAAAUAGCGAUUCUUUCUUCAGAGCACUGACGGAGUUGCUUCGGAGAAACCUAUGGACUCACCAUCAGACAGCGCGCGCCCAGCCUGUUAAAAGGGGAGCAGAUAAGAGCUGAGUUGGAGACAUGGCCUUUGUGUUGAGUCAACCUAACCAUGGGUCUCACAGCCUGGUAGUGUGUGGGUGCUACUACUAACAGAAAGGAACAUGGCAUUUGGGCCAUGUCUGGCAUGACGAUGAACAUGUUUAAGGUUGAGUCGGACUACAUUAACUGCACCAUCAGCCAUGAGAUCCACCAGUACCUGUUCUCUGGAGCCUACAUCCUGGUCCUUCUGAUCGGCGUGCCCACCAAUGCCUUCUCCCUCUACCACGCCUGGCUGCAGCUGAGAGCCAAGAACGAGCUGGGGGUCUACCUGCUCAACCUGACCAUGUCGGACCUCCUCUACCUGGCCUCGUUGCCUCUCUGGCUGCAGUACAUCUUCCAGGGAGAUGACUGGAGCCAAACGGAGUGGCUGUGCCAACUGUGUGGCUUCCUGCUAUAUGAAAACAUCUAUAUUAGCAUAGGGUUCUUAUGUUGUAUCUCUAUAGACCGUUACCUGGCCGUGGUGUACCCGUUCCACUUCACAGCAUUCCGGAGCAUGCGGGCAGCUACAUUGGCCAGCGCGUUCAUCUGGCUGAAAGAGAUUGCCGUGGGCGUGGUCUUUUUCAGACACAAGGAACUAAGCACUGACCGCACCAACCAAUCGGUUUGCUUUGAGCACUACCCCAUGCAACCAUGGGAGUAUCCAAUUAACUACUACCGUUUCUCCGUUGGUUUCCUGUUCCCCCUGGGCAUCCUUUCCGUGUCGUAUUUCAGAGUCCUACGGGCAGUCAGGAAGAGCACUGGCACUCAGAGCGCCCAGAAGACCCGCAUCAAGAACCUGGUGACCAGCACCAUUGUCAUAUUCCUGGUAUGUUUCUCUCCGUACCAUGUGUUCCUGCUGCUGCGUACAGUCUUUGAGAGGGACUGCCCCUUCAUCAUCAGUAUCUUCAACUACUAUCACUUCUCCCUGCUGCUCACCAGCUUCAACUGUGUGGCUGACCCGGCGCUGUACUGCUUCGUCAGUGAGAGCGCCCAGCAGGGGAUCCAGCAGGCCCAGGAGGCCUGUACCCAGGCCCUCUGCUGCAGCUGCUACAGGGGACAGCAUAGCCCUGUUACCGCCACCACCACGGGGACAGACUCCAACGAGGUGGCCACCUCCAACGAGAAGGGGACAACAACCAUCACACUGCUGACACAGAACCAGAUGAUCUAGCAGUAAUAUAAAUAAUACAUGGGUUUUAUAAAGUUCUUUGGAAGGACCUAAAGAUGCUUGAAUAGUAGUCUAGGAGCUGGAACCAUAUUUGGAUAAGAGGGAUGGUGGGAAAGAUACUGACAGUGACAUGGAACAUUCUACAAUGAGAUGUCAUUUAAAAAAGCUCUUUAAAACACUCUUGUAGCACUGCUAUAAGGUAAUGUUUUUUGUUUUUAAUUUUUACAAUGCUUUCUUUUGAGAUAGUUUUGAACUCAAGACUAACUCUAUAUAGGCUAGCAAAUGUCUUCCUGUAACAUUUUGUUUCUAUCUCUCAUCACAUUAUUUAAUAUUAAUUCUCAGGGUUUCAAAUCCCAGACGGUGAUUUCAGGAGUGACUGACUUCAUACCUAUCAGCACAGAUCAGACAUAUCAACACGUGACCUAAUAUAUCUCUAUCGUAGGUCCUCUACGAUUCUUGGGUUAGAUUCUUGCUGCUCAAUAUCUGUGAAUCGCUCCCAUUUCAGGGGUAUGUAAAGGAUUCCUCAACUUAGCUCAGAUUCAUAAAUGACACUGUGUGUAAGAGCAUAAACAAAAAUACAUACAAACAGUGAGCUCCAAAUGUAUUGGGGUAGUGGCAAUUUCUGUAAUUCAGCACUUUGGAUUUUAAGUCAUACCCCACCAAAAAUGAUAACCUCCCCAGUUAAUUUUUAUUUAUUUUAUUUCACCUUUAUUUAACCAGGUAGGCUAGUUGAGAACAAGUUCUCAUUUACAACUGCGACCUGGCCAAGAUAAAGCGUAGCAAUUCGACACACAACAACACAGAGUUACACAUGGAAUAAACAGAACAUACAGUCAAUAAUACAGUAAGAACAAAAGAAAACAAAAAGUCUAUAUACAGUGAGUGCAAAUGAGGUAAGUUAAGAAAAUAAUGCUAUGGUGACCAGUGAGCUGAGAUAAGGCAGGGCUUUACCUAGCAGAGACUUGUAGAUAACCUGUAGCCAGUGUGUUUGGCGACGAGUAUGAAGCGAGGGCCAACCAACGAGAGGGUACAGGUCGCAAUGGUGGGUAGUGUAUGGGGAUUUGGUGACAAAACGGAUGGCACUGUGAUAGACUGCAUCCAGUUUGUUGAGUAGAGUGUUGGAGGCAAUUUUAUAGAUGACAUCACCGAAGUCGAGGAUCGGUAGGAUGGUCAGUUUUACGAGGGUAUGUUUGGAAGCAUGAGUGAAGGAUGCCUUGUUGCAAUAUAGGAAGCCGAUUCUAGAUUUAAUUUUGGAUUGGAGAUGCUUAAUGUGAGUCUGGAAGGAGAGUUUACAGUCUAACCAGACACCCAGGUAUUUGUAGUUGUCCACGUAUUCUAAGUCAGAGCCGUCCAGAGUAGUGAUGCUGGACGGGCGAGCAGGUGCGGGCAGCGGUCGAUUGAAAAGCAUGCGUUUAAGAGCAGUUGGAGGCCACGGAAGGAGAGUUGUAUGGCAUUGAAGCUCGUCUGGAGAUUAGUUAACACAGUGUCCAAGGAGGGGCCAGAAGUAUACAGAAUGGUGUCGUCUGCGUAGAGGUGGAUCAGAGAAUCACCAGCAGCAAGAGCAACAUCAUUGAUGUAUACAGAAAAGAGAGUUGGCCCGAGGAUUGAACCCUGUGGCACACCCAUAGAGACUGUCAGAGGGUCAGACAACAGGCCCUCCGAUUUGACACACUGAACUCUAUCAGAGAAGUAGUUGGUAAACCAGAUGAGGCAAUCAUUUGAGAAACCAAGGCUGUCGAGUCUGCCAAUAAGAAUGUUGUGAUUAACAGUCGAAAGCCUUGGCUAGGUCGAUGAAUACGGCUGCACAGUAAUGUCUCUUAUCGAUGGCGGUUAUGAUGUCGUUUAGAACCUUGAGCGUGGCUGAGGUGCACCCAUGACCAGCUCUGAAACCAGAUUGCAUAGCGGAGAAGGUAUGGUGGGAUUCGAAAUGGUCAGUGAUCUGUUUGUUAACUUGGCUUUCGAAGAGCUUAAAAAGACAGGGUAGGAUGGAUAUAGGUAUAUAACAGUCUGGGUCUAGAGUGUCACCCCCUUUGAAGAGGGGGAUGACCACGGCAGCUUUCCAAUCUUUGGGAAUCUCAGACGAUACGAAAAGAGAGGUUGAACAGGCUAGUAAUAGGGGUUGCAACAAUUUUGGCAGAUAAUUUUAGAAAGAGAGGGUCCAGAUUGUCUAGCCCGGCUGAUUUGUAGGGGUCCAGAUUUUUGCAGCUCUUUCAGAACAUCGGCUAUCUGGAUUUGGGUAAAGGAGAAGGUGGGGGCUUUGGCGGGUUGCUGUGGAGGGUGCCGGGCAGUUGACCGGGGUAGGGGUAGCCAUGUGGAAAGCAUGGCCAGCCGUAGUGAAAUGCUUAUUGAAAUUCUCAAUUAUAGUGGAUUUAUCGGUGGUGACAGUGUUUCCUAGCCUCAGAGCAGUGGGCAGCUGGGAGGAGGUGCUCUUAUUGUCCAUGGACUUUACAGUGUCCCAGAACUUUUUUGAGUUAGUACUACAGGAUGCAAAUUUCUGUUUGAAAAAGCCAGCCUUAGCUUUCCUAACUGCCUGUGUAUAUUUGUUCCUAACUUCCCUGAAAAGUUGCAUAUCACGGGGGCUGUUCGAUGCUAAUGCAGAACCCCACAGGAAGUUUUUGUGCUGGUCAAGGGCAGACAGGUCUGGCGUGAACCAAGGACUAUAUCUAUUCCUAGUUAUUGUAAUGGUGAGAGGUUAGCAUGUCGUGGGGGUAUAUUUAUGCCUCUUAACUUUUUCUCUAAUCAUUAUUCAUUCAGGUUUAUCUGUAAUCAUGGUUGCAUCCACAUUAAUGUUAAGUGUUAAGAAUCCUAUUCUAUUCUUACAAUAAAAGGGACUCCAAAAGGACAGAUUAUUCACCAUUCAUUUCUAUUGGGCACAAAAUAAUCUGAAACACAUUCAAAACAAACAGCAAAUGCAUCAAACAAGGUUAUACAGUUACAAUCUUAACCUAGUAAAGAUGUGCUAUGAAUAUUAUACCAAAUACAUCACUUUUUACUACUUUAUUACAGAUAUGAGUGAAUUUGUCGUCUGAAAUGUGGCUACUAUGUACAAAAGGUGCUGUAAUUUCUAAACAGUUCACCUGAAAAGAAUGCCUUCAAAUUAAAGCUGACAGUCUGCUCUUUAACCUUCAUAGUCAUUGUAUCCUUUCAAAUCCAAAGUCCUGGAGUACAGAGCCAGAACAACAAAUGUGUCACUGUCCCAAUACUUGUGGAGCGGAGCUCACAUAAAUGCAUACAUUGGUUAAGCGCCUAAACAGAAAUUCAUUCAUUUUGAAUGUUAUGUUGUUUUUAUGCAUCUCUGAGUGAUGUUCUAUUGAUUCCCGGGUCAUUUCAUGUUUUAAUGUGUAUCUGAACUAUUGUCGUUCAAGCAGGCAUAAAUACCGGCAGUAUGAAAAGUUAUGCAUCAUUUAAAAGUUCUAUAUCUUGAAAACUUGAUUUCUGACAGGCACAAUAAUGACUAUCAACAGUGGACCAAUUAAACAAAUACCAAAAUAUAUAUUUGAAGUGGAUUAUUCCAGCGGAGUCCAGCUCAGUAGUACCCCAGAGGUCCUGACUUACUUGACUUCUUUGUGGAGCAUAGGUCGAUCACAAUGUUCUCCACCACAUUCUCUUUCCCAGGGGCCUUCCCUGCCUCUAUUAAGGAUGUCUUAGUUGGAACAGCCCCAUGACGCUCCCAUCCCCAUGUCUUCCCAGGCUGUGUCCUGGCCACACAGCCUGAGUAUUUCCAGGUUAAACAACCCACAGGAGGACCAGCACAGCUGACCUCUCUCACCUUUCACACUGCACAGAUUUUCUGCUGCAUUUUUCCCCUCCUUACAUUGGUAUUAUUACUUUCUUAAGUACCAGUUCUUCCCAAAGCAGAAGAACAUAGGAAAAGAGGCUUUUCAAUGGUGAAUGAGGCAGUUGUACAUCACCUAAGGAUGGACUGGUUGUUCUCAGAAUGAUGAUGAAUUGGAACAUGUAAGGCAAGCAGAGAUAUUCAGAGCUCAUAAAUCAUGGGUGAAUAACUUCAUACAGUAGGAGACUGUGUAACAAUAGCGACUCAUAUGUCGCUAUGUAUGUAUAUGUAUGCAUGUCACUUUAACCACACAAUAAGAACAUAUUAUAUAUCUGUUGAGUAAUGUUCAAAGUCUAUUUUUGUAGAUAUGUCUUAACCAAUUCAUGGGUUUAAUGUUCUCUUGUUGAAUUCUUGCUAUUUGAAAGAUUUGCUUUGUGGCCAUGUGGCCUUGCUUGACGUUAGCAGUGACACACUAUUCAGUGAUGCAGGAAAUGCAUUCUUGUUGCGUAGGAUAGUUGCUGUUACGUGACUUUUAUUCUACUUCUGCUGAAGUUAUGAACCCUUGCUGUUUUUCUUUUCAUUUGGUCUUAUUGGAAAUGUUCUCAGCACAUCUCUCAUAUUUACAACAUCAAUAUUAAAAUGCUGCCAUAA
Molecule: messenger RNA, 5917 nt
Organism: Oncorhynchus keta (chum salmon)
Lineage: Eukaryota; Metazoa; Chordata; Actinopteri; Salmoniformes; Salmonidae
Gene: gpr68
Product: ovarian cancer G-protein coupled receptor 1
Exons: 2
Coding region: 421-1494 (357 amino acids)
Biological process (GO): cellular response to pH; G protein-coupled receptor signaling pathway
Cellular component (GO): membrane
Molecular function (GO): G protein-coupled receptor activity
Source: RefSeq, a predicted model, not a curated record